AUGUUAAGCAGUUUCUGUAAUGCCCAAUCACAAACUAACAUAUUCGACUUUUGGACGGACUUAUUUCGUCCGCUACCACACAAUAACAAUGAAGGAUUCGUUCCCGAUUACACGCCCAAAGAUAAGGAAGAAUUUGAUUUUAUUGUAGUUGGAGCUGGUUCUUCUGGGUGUGUACUGGCUAACAGGCUGACAGAGAUAUCUAAAUGGAAAGUUCUCUUAAUAGAAGCUGGUGGAAACGAGAAUUUCUUCUCGGAUAUUCCAAUUUUUGCACCCUUCAUGUCUAUAACACCAAUGAAUUGGGAUUACAGUUCUGAACCUGAAGAACGUGCUUGUCGUAACCUUAGAGGGAACGUUUGCUACUUACCUCGUGGAAAGGUUCUGGGGGGGAGCAGUGUACUCAACUUUUUAAUCUAUCAAAGAGGACACCCAGACGACUACAACGAUUGGGCUCGAAUGGGCAACGACGGCUGGAAUUAUACUGAGAUACUACCAUAUUUCAAGAAAUCGGAAAACGUACGGAUAAAGGAAUUGAAAAACUCCCACUACCAUGGAACAGGUGGUUAUCUAGAUAUAGAUUACGCUCCGUUCUCAUCGCCUCUGGAAGAAUCAUUCAGGAAAGCUGGCGAGGAACUAGGCUACGAAUGGAACGAUCCUAAUGGGGAAGAGGUUAUAGGAUUUUCAAAGCCGCAAGCUACGAUUCGCGAUGGCAGGAGAUGCAGUUCAGCGAAAGCCUUUUUAGAACCAGUUAGAUUUAGGAAAAACCUGAAAGUAUCAAAGUUUUCGACUGUAAGAAGAAUACUUAUUGACCCCGACACAAAAACAGCUGCCGGUGUUGAAUUCAUGAAACGAAACAAAAGACGGCGAGUAUAUGCCAAAAAAGAAGUAAUUCUAGCCUCAGGAACAAUUGGUUCUGCACAGCUACUUAUGCUGUCAGGCAUAGGACCUGCAGAGCACCUUCGUGACGUCGGCAUAGAACCCCUUUACGACGCUCCCGUGGGGUAUAAUCUUCAGGAUCAUGUCACAUUUUCGGGAAACGCGUUUAUUGUUAAUACGACGGGACUUUGUGUUAACGAUAUGUUAGCAGCCUCCCCAACAUCAGCAGCAGCUUAUUUAGCAGGUCAGGGGCCCCUCACCAUACCUGGUGGAGCUGCAGGACUAGCUUUUGCUCGUACGCAGUAUGCAAACGACCUUAGCGAAGGACGUCCAGACGUCGAAUUGGUCAUGGGCGCCGGCUCGCUUGCGGGUGACUUUCUAGGAAUCAUACGAUCUUUACUUGGAGUUACCGAUCAGUUCUAUAGAAAGGUAUACGGGUCAUUACCGUUACUUGAUCGCCAGCGCACCUUUUCUAUGAAUCCAGUACUAAUACGUCCGCAAAGCUACGGCCGGCUAUCGUUACGAAGUGCAAAUUUCGAAGACCACCCGAAAAUUCACCCGAAUUAUUUUGACCAUCCCGACGAUUUGCUCGUUUUAAGGGAGGGAGUACAAAAAGUAGUCAACACAUCAUUCUUCCAAAAGUACGGCACCCGAUUAAACGAUGUGCCAUUCCCUGGUUGCGAAGACAUACCGUUCGAUUCUGAUAAAUAUUGGGAAUGUGCAAUAAUGCAAACCUCAAUUACUUUGGAUCAUCAAGUGGGUACUUGCAAAAUGGGACCAGAUAGUGAUCGCACAGCUGUUGUGUCGCCUCGUCUGACUGUCUACGGUAUCAGGAAGCUAAGAAUUGCUGACGCAUCCAUCAUACCGCGUAUCCCUGCUUCUCACACCCAUGCACCAGUAGUUAUGAUUGCAGAGAAAGCAGCAGAUAUGAUAAAAGAAGACUGGGGCAUGCCUAUUUCUUGA
Messenger RNA from Leptosia nina, 1836 nucleotides. The record is from the annotation of a GenBank genome assembly. Lineage: Eukaryota; Metazoa; Arthropoda; Insecta; Lepidoptera; Pieridae.